Messenger RNA from Marmota flaviventris (yellow-bellied marmot), 1068 nucleotides. The record is from RefSeq and is a predicted model, not a curated record. NCBI's taxonomy places the organism in Eukaryota, Metazoa, Chordata, Mammalia, Rodentia, Sciuridae.
AUGGCGCUCAGGGGCGGCUUCCUGGGCCUGUUGGCCUGGCUCCUGCUCCUGCAGCCACGGCUUGGCGAGGCCCGCUCGGCCUCCGCGACCUCCGACCCCUCCGAAAUUUCCGAUCCCUCCAACCCCUCCGGCCCCUCGGAGUCCCCUCCGCCCACCGACAAGAUGCUGCAGACCCCGCCCGUGGCCACGGGGCCCACGGGGCCCACAGUUAUGGUGGUUAGUUCAGGUGAUCGUGAUUCCUCCAGGACGACUGAAUUCCCAUCAGCAUGUGGCCACAGGUCUAUGAGGAUAGUUGGUGGAAGGCCAGCCGUGCGGACAAGGUGGCCCUGGCAGGUGAGCCUGCAGAUCAAUAAUCAACACAUAUGCGGAGGCUCCCUCAUCUCCAAUCAGUUCGUGCUUACUGCAGCCCACUGCAUAUUUGGCCAUCUGGAAUACACAGUGAAGCUGGGGGACAAAGACCUGAAACAUCGAGCCCCAACGUCAGUCGAGAUCCCAGUCAAAGACAUUGUCAUCCACCAGUAUUACUCUCCUCUUGGAAUCAUCGAACAUGACAUUGCACUUGCUAUGCUGGCCUUCCCUGUGAAUUACUCCACACACAUUCAGCCUGUAUGCAUCCCUGAAAAGUCUUUCUUGGUAGAAACUGAUACCUUGUGCUGGGUCACCGGAUGGGGCAAGCUAAGCGAGCUAGAAAGGGCAUCAGAAGAGCUUCAGGAGGCUGAGCUAAACAUUAUUCGUCACCAGAAAUGUAAUGAGUUGCUUCAGAAAAGGACAAAAACUAAAGUUCAGUUUACCAAGGAAGGGACGGUCUGUGGCUAUAAUGAUGAAGGAAAGGACUCCUGUCAGGGAGACUCUGGGGGCCCCCUAGUCUGUGAAUAUAAUACAACAUGGAUCCAGGUGGGAAUUGUGAGCUGGGGCAUUGGCUGUGGUCGCCUUGGCUAUCCUGGUAUAUAUACAGAAGUUAGUUUCUACAGGGACUGGAUAGUUACUCUAAUGAACCGGGCUUCCUGUCUGGACUCAGCAAACUUCCUCAUGUUAAGCCUGUGUGUAGUCAUCCCGGUGACCCCGUGA